This is a messenger RNA of Osmerus eperlanus (European smelt), 3167 nucleotides long. It is a transcript of the gene mylipa, whose product is annotated as myosin regulatory light chain interacting protein a. Lineage: Eukaryota; Metazoa; Chordata; Actinopteri; Osmeriformes; Osmeridae. Bases 143 to 1621 code for a protein of 492 amino acids. The transcript is spliced from 7 exons. Gene Ontology annotation, cellular component: cytoskeleton. Gene Ontology annotation, biological process: ubiquitin-dependent protein catabolic process. Gene Ontology annotation, molecular function: ubiquitin-protein transferase activity. The record is from RefSeq and is a predicted model, not a curated record.
ACUGCAGCUGGACGGCAUUUGCCAUACGAAGUGAGGGGCUAGGAAAGUAGAAGAAGGCUUGAUGUAGGGUUUUGCAAGAAGGACAACGAGGUAGUUAUUUUGUUUGAGUGGUAGACCAAAGAUAAAACAAAAGACAGACAAAAUGCUUUGCCACGUUACGCGUCCGGAUUCGGUGGUAAUGGAAGUGGAAGUUGAUGCGAAAGCGAAUGGUGAAGAUUGUCUGAAUAAGGUAUGCAGAAAGUUGGGGAUAAUUGAGGUGGACUACUUUGGCCUGCAGUUUUCGGGAAGCAAGGGGGAGAACUUGUGGCUGAACCUGAGGAACCGUAUAUGCCAGCAGAUGGACAGCCUGACUCCAUGUCGACUGAGGCUGCGUGUCAAAUUCUUCGUGGAGCCCCAUCUCAUUCUGCAGGAACAGACAAGGCACGUGUUCUUCACGCACGUCAAGGAGGACCUCCACAGCGGGCACCUGCGGAUGGGCAGGGAGCAGGCCGAGGAGCUGAGUUCCCUCCUGGCGCAAGCAGAAUUCGGGGACUACAACCAAAACACUGCCAAGUACUGGUACUCUGAACUGUGUGGGGAGGAGCCCAGUCCUGCCAGCGUCAACAGCAUCGUGUCCAGGCACAAGGCUCUGGAGGGCCUGAGCAGCGGCUCCGUGGAGUACCAGGCGCUGCAGCUGGUGUCCCUGCUGGAGCACUACGGCGUGGAGUGGCACUGGGCGCGGGACGCCGAGGGCCAGCGGCUGGCCAUCGGGGUGGGGCCCGACGGCAUCGCCGUCUGCAAGGAGGACUUCAGCCUCGUCAACAGAAUUAGUUAUCCCAUCAUCCAAAUAGCCACCCAGUCGGGGAAGAGCGUCUACCUGACUGUGACCAAGGAGACCAGCGACAGCGUGGUGCUGCUGUUCAAGCUGAUCAGCAACCGGGCCGCCAGUGGUCUUUACAGAGCCAUCACCGAGACGCAUGCUUUCUAUAGGUGCGACACGGUGACGAGCGCCGUGAUGAUGCAGUACAGCCGGGACUUCAAGGGCCACCUGGCCUCGCUCUUCCUCAACGAGAACAUCAACCUGGGCAAGAAGUACGUCUUCGACAUCCGCCGGACCUCCAAGGAGGUGUACGACUACGCCCGCCGGGCGCUCUACAACGCCGGCCUCGUGGACCUGGUGACACGGGCCUCCACCGGCCAACGCACGCCCACCUCCCGCUCCCCGCUCCGCCACCACAGUCACCAGGGAGGGGGAGGAGAGGAGGAGGAGGAGGAGGAGGAGGAGGAAGAGCUGGACUGCGGGCACUGCGAGCGCAGUCGCGCCCUGCAGGAGCGCUUGCAGAAGCUGCGGGAGGCGCUGCUGUGCAUGCUGUGCUGCGCGGAGGAGAUCGACGCCGCCUUCUGCCCCUGCGGUCACAUGGUGUGCUGCCAGAGCUGCGCCAGCCAGCUUCAGUUGUGUCCGGUGUGCCGAUCGGAGGUGGAACACGUCCAGCACGUCUACCUGCCCACCUGCACCAGCCUACUCAACCUGACCGGCAACGACAACAGCUGCAGCCCCCAGCCCAUACACCGAGGCGUGUCCUCUCACACCUGCUCCACCAAGGACUACAACACCCACGAGCAGAAGAUCUACCACAACUAACCCUCGUCGCACCCAUCAGGUGGGCAGCUCCCAAAACCGGCUUCGGAACAAGGAGACUCAGACUUCCUGCUCGUUCACAACCUAAAGCAGCUCCCAGUUCUGCGAUGACACCAUCUACCACACGUGAACCCUCUGCCUUGAACACCAUCCCUGAACCACUCCUUCAACCACUGCCUUGACCAAUGUUAUUGACUGGUUGCAAACUUGGUCGGUUUUGUGCGUUUUACCUUGCUUGAUUCCACAGACUUAUAAGGAACAUUGUCCAUUUUCUUUGAUUGGCGCAUACCUUUUUGAUAUAUAAUUUUCUCUUGACUUGCCACUCUGGACAUAAAUGUCACUCCACUGCAAAGUUAUGUUUUAAACCAAUGAGGAUUGCCACCUAAUUUUAGCUUAGAUUUAUGAAUUUCUUAAUUUAAUGCAUCAGUUGACCUGAUAAGCAGCAGUAGCUAUGGGUUCCUCCAUUAUUAUUUUUUUUAUUGUGCUCUCAUUUGUGUGUGUGUGUGUGUUUAGUGUGUAUUUUUCUCCAUAUCCGAUGAAAGUAAAUAAUAUCUCUUGGGCUUAUUGUCUUCAGCCUGUGUACAUUUACGGUGAAAAUUCAGUGUUUUAGGAGAAUAGUAGACAAACGUACAUAAUCUUUGAGUUGUUUUUCUUUGUAGUUAUUUAUGCAUUUUAAAAGUUCAAUCUUUUCAAAACUUCAUUUUUGUUGUUGUUGAUUUUAUCGUGUUAUGGAGUGCAUAUGCAUAAUCCUUUUUUUGUUUGUGAAAAGCACAGUAUGUUGUUUAGGUGGAGGGGGAGGAGUGGUUGGUAACACCACCAUUAUCUCAUUCACGAGUCUCCGGAAAUCUGACCCCAGAACAAGAUCAGCAUAACGUAAAUGGUCGGUCUACACUCCAAUCCCAGCGGGCCGUGAGAAAUAACCUGUACGCAACUCCUAACCUACCGUUCCCAUUUUAUACCAACAAAAACCAGGAAACGGCCCUAAAAAGAAGUUCCUUUUAUUUUUGUACUUGCUACAGCCAUUCAAGAUUAUUUAAGUAAGAAACGAUCGUACUGUGGGGCCAAUGGCAAGUGCUUCCUCUGAUCCUCCAGGUUUCUCCUGUGUUCUCCAUUGUUGACUAGUGGGCUCUUAGUAGUACUAGUCUGUGCAAUAUUGGCUGCUUUUGGAAAGCUUUCUUUUUUUUCAUUUGUUUUGUGUUAAAUCUUUAUCUACACUGUCACUUUACCAAGGAAGUUUCCCAAGUGUAUUAUCCAUAGGGGUUUGCCUUAAUGUAGCAACACCGUGUGUGUUUGAUCUAUAUUCUUUCUUUGCACACUUUGUUUCAAAAAUGAAGAGGAAUAAGAGGAAAAAAAAACGAUUCUUUAUUGAUUCUGAUGCAGCUCUGCCCAGUUCUGCAGGGGAAAGGAUUUUUUCACAUUUUGUUUCUGUUUUCUGAAGCAAAACUAUGCUCCUGUAAAAUAUAGAAAUGACUCAUUUGAUCUUAUUUUAUAUUUGCUUUGAACAAGAGAAAAAAAAGUAUUAAUAAAGUUGUUGUUUUUUAAACCGGAA